UCCGGCUUCGCAUAUACAGCUACUCUGAGCCUUCCAGGUUAAUUGACUCCAUCUCUGUCUUCUUUGUUCAGCUCUGACUUUCCCUGUAUCUUCAACGGAGAAAUGUGGGUUUAAAUUCCGCCACCACCCUACACUACUUCCGUAAUCCCUGCAGGCUUCCUGUUGCCAUGGCGACUGUGUACACAGCCAGUCGGCUAGCUGUCCUGGUUGCGUGCAGAGCUCCCUCCAGUUGCUGCAGUUCUAGCGGUCGCUCUACCCGAGUGCCACUGCGAGCUAAAAUGGGUACUAGGAAAAAGGUUCAAGCAUUUGUUCGAGUCAGGCCUACUGAUGACUUUGCUCAUGAAAUGAUCAAAUAUGGAGAAGACAACAAAAGCAUUGAUAUUCACUUGAAGAAAGACACUCGGAGAGGAGUUGUCAAUAACCAGCAGACAGACUGGUCCUUCAGGCUGGAUGGAGUGCUUCACGAUGCCUCCCAGGACUUGGUGUAUGAAACUGUUGCCAAGGAUGCGGUUUCUCAAGCCCUUGAUGGAUACAAUGGUACCAUCAUGUGUUAUGGGCAGACAGGAGCUGGCAAGACAUACACCAUGACAGGGGCAACGGAGAAUUACAAGCACCGGGGAAUUCUCCCUCGUGCCCUGCAGCAGGUGUUCAGGAUGAUUGAAGAGCGUCCCACGCACGCCAUCACAGUCCGUGUUUCCUACCUGGAAAUCUACAAUGAGAACCUGUUCGAUCUCCUGUCCACUCUGCCCUACGUGGGACCCUCAGUCACACCAAUGACCAUUGUGGAAAACCCUCAAGGGAUCUUCAUUAAAGGCUUGUCAGUGCAUCUCACCAGUCAAGAGGAAGACGCCUUCAGCCUCCUCUUUGAGGGAGAGACCAACAGGAUCAUUGCCUCCCACACGAUGAACAAGAACUCAUCCAGGUCACACUGCAUUUUCACCAUCUACAUGGAGGCCCAUUCUCGGACCUUAUCAGAUGAAAAGUAUAUCACUUCCAAAAUCAACCUGGUAGAUCUGGCAGGCUCAGAGAGGCUCAGCAAGACUGGGUCUGAAGGUAGAGUCCUAAAGGAAGCCACCUACAUCAACAAGUCGCUGUCAUUCCUGGAGCAGGCCAUCAUUGCCCUUGGGGACCAGAGUCGGGACCACAUCCCUUUCCGGCAGAGCAAGCUCACCCAUGCCCUGAAAGACUCCUUAGGGGGAAACUGCAAUAUGGUCCUCGUGACAAACAUCUAUGGAGAAGCUACCCAGUUAGAUGAAACGCUGUCUUCAUUGAGGUUUGCCAGCAGGAUGAGGCUGGUCACCACUGAACCUGCCAUCAAUGAGAAGUAUGAUGCUGAGAGAAUGGUCAAGAAUUUGGAGAAGGAACUGGCAUUGCUUAAGCAGGAACUGGCCAUCCAUGACAGUCUGUCCAACCGCACCCUCGUGAAUUAUGACCCCAUGGAUGAAAUUCAGAUUGCUGAGAUCAACUCUCAAGUACGGAGGUACCUGGAGGGGACGCUGGAUGAGAUUGACAUAAUCAAUCUAAGGCAGAUUCAGGAGGUAUUCAACCAGUUCAGGGUGGUUCUGAGCCAACAGGAGCAGGAAGUAGAGUCUGCCUUGCGCAGGAAGUACACUCUCAUAGACAAAAAUGAUUUUGCAGCCAUUUCUGCUGUCCAGAAGGUGGGGCUUAUGGAUGUUGAAGGUAACCUAGUGGGUGAGCCUGAUGGACAAAGCUUUGGACUUGGGGUUGCUCCUUUUUCUGUCAAACCUGGGAAGAAACCUAAGAUCAAGAAGACACCGAAGGACCAGUUCAGCUCCUCAGCAAGAAAGGAAGGUGCCAGUAGCCCUGUGAGUGGCAAGGAUUUUGAUAUGGCUUCCAUCUCCAAGACCCAGCUGAUCCCAUCUUCCAAAGAUGGGGAUAUGAAAGACAUGCUUGCACGAGAGAGGGAAACUUCCAGCAUUGAACCCCUUAUCUCAGACUCUCCAAAGGAAGAAUUACGUGUACCCAGACCCAGCACCCCACCCUCUAGGACUGUGGCCUUUGAAGAGUUUAAGAAUGAAAGAGGUAGUGAGAUCAACCGCAUCUUCAAAGAAAACAAAUCCAUCUUAAAUGAACGGAAGAAAAGGGCCAGCGAGACAACCCAGCGCAUCAACGCCAUCAAGCAGGAGAUUGAUGAGACCAAAGAUGCACUCAAUUUCCAGAAAUCACUGCGGGAGAAGCAAGGAGAGUACGAGAACAAAGGCCUGAUGAUCAUCGAUGAGGAGGAAUUUCUGUUGAUCCUGAAGCUCAAAGACCUGAAGAAGCAGUAUCGAAAUGAGUACCAGGAACUUAGAGACCUCCGGGCUGAGAUCCAGUACUGCCAGCGCCUGGUGGAUCAGUGUCGCCAUCGCCUGCUCAUGGAAUUUGACAUCUGGUACAAUGAGUCUUUCAUGAUCCCAGAGGACAUUCAGGUAGCACUGAAGCUCGGCAGCAGCAUCCGGCCAGGCUUGGUGCCUAUCAGCAGGAUUGUGUGUCUGGGAGAAGAUGAUCAGGACAGGUUCAGCCAUCUGCAGCAGACUGUCCUGCCUGAGGGUCCUGAUUCCAUCACCUUCUACAAUGCCAAAGUCAAGACAGACCAGAAGGGUUAUGGUAGCAUCAGAAGAGCAUGGUGGAGAGCUGCUUGUAUCAUCAACGCGCUCAAUCUGAGAAGGACUGGGGUGGAUCAAGGAUAUGAUAAACCUAUCAGGCCAUAACCCCACUGACCUACAUCCUCCAACCUGCUCCUACCUCUUGCGUCCCACCACCUUCCAAAAACGCUAUCAAGUUAUGAAUCCACUGGUGGAUAAAUCCAUUGAUUAGCUCUCACUUUCCUAUUACCUCUUAAUGAUCAGAUCUACCCAUGGAGACUAAGCUUGCAAGCACAGGAACCUAUAUGCUUUAAGGUAUAUAGUAUAUAAAGUACUUCAUAUCCAAACUAUUGUUGGGGUAUAUUGUGUGAAGGUUGUCUUUGUAUUUUUCGAUUGUUAAUUCUGUAACAGCAAAGCUGAACUUUGAUAUUGUUAUUCUUAUGGCUCAUCACCUGCCACAGUAUUUUGUAAACAUACACCUUCCUCACUUCCUGAUUGGUUUAAUAAAGAUCUGAUGGCCAAAAGCUGGGCAGGAAAGGGAAGUCAGGACUUCUCUGGACUUAGAGGAUCUCUGGGAAAAGAGUCAUGGACAGUUGGGUUAGUUAAGUUAGAUGAGCUAGCUGGGAGGUAGCCUAAGCUAUAAUAAAAUUAAUAAGUCUCUGUGUCAUUAUUCGUCCACUGGUGGGUCCAAGAAAGUCCAACAAUAAACUGUAACAUCUUUUCUCCUUUG
This is a messenger RNA of Mus pahari (shrew mouse), 3315 nucleotides long. It is a transcript of the gene Kif9, whose product is annotated as kinesin family member 9. Gene Ontology annotation, molecular function: ATP binding; microtubule binding; ATP hydrolysis activity. Bases 168 to 2711 code for a protein of 847 amino acids. Gene Ontology annotation, cellular component: microtubule; kinesin complex. The record is from RefSeq and is a predicted model, not a curated record. Lineage: Eukaryota; Metazoa; Chordata; Mammalia; Rodentia; Muridae. Gene Ontology annotation, biological process: microtubule-based movement. The transcript has 21 exons.